UUUGAGUGCAUAUCCAAACCAUGUCAUUUUCUUCAUUUAUGGGCCUAUUUCUUUGUAGUAAAAAUCAAUUUAUUUUACAGUUGGAAUACAACACAACAGCAACAAGAACAGCAACAACCCACAUGGCCCUAUUGAUUUGAUUGUUUUCCUUUUUUAGCUUAAGUUCCAUCACUGAACUGAACCUUAACAAGUAUCUGUUUCCAAGUGAAUGCUUGAGAUCAGCCACUUGUCGGAAUGGUUUAACGGUCAUCUUCGAUUUUCGGGACAAUUUGAUCGAUUAUUUUCAGUUGUGUCUGGUGCAGUUUCAAUGCUCAAGCUUGGUGAUGAAAAAACCUUAUGCUGCUGCAAUAAUUGGAGGAGCUGUACUAGGAACUGUACUUGUUGUAAUUGUCAUCACACUCUGGUUUUUCAAGUCACAUUGUAAUAAAUUUUCAAACAAAAACUCAGAGACUGCUUCUUCAGAUCCACCUGCUCCAGUUGAGAGAAAUAGAGGAUGUAGAUCCACUUCAGCACCAAGCCGCCUUUCGUUCGAUGCCCAAGUCGUUAGGCAGUUCACCAUGGAUGAGCUGGAGUUAGCUACCAAGCAGUUUAGUGAAGCUAAUCUCAUUGGACAUGGAAGUUUUGGUUCGGUCUAUAAAGGUCUGCUUCAUGACAGCAUUGUCGCCAUCAAACGACGUAAUAGCCCUCCUCGACACGACUUUGUUACAGAGGUGGUCUACUUGUCAGGAAUUCAACACCGUAAUUUAGUUUCGCUGCGAGGUUACUGCCAAGAAAGAGGAUCGCAGAUUCUGGUAUUUGAGUAUGUACCUAAUGGCAGCAUUUGCAAUCAUUUGUAUGAUACAAAAAUGGAAUUAUCAACUAAAUUAGAGUUCAAGCAAAGGUUGUCCAUAGCUCUAGGAGCAGCCAAAGGUUUAUGCCAUCUGCAUAGCUUAAGCCCUCCUUUGAUACACAAGAAUUUCAAGAUGGCUAAUGUCUUAGUUGAUGAGAACUUCAUUGUAAAGAUUUCAGACGCAGGGAUCACAAAAUUCGUUGAAGAUUCAGGUCCAUCCGGUGUAAAUGUUUUCCAGGAUCCAGAGGCAGGAUUGUCCACGGAAAAGAGCGACGUUUACAGUUUCGGAGUGUUCCUUUUGGAGCUUAUAACAGGACAGGACGCUGCUAAUUUAGGGUUCUUAGAAUCAGACGAAACUUUAAUUCAAUGGGUGGCGUCAAGACUGAACUCAAACAAUUUUGUGGACCGUCGAUUGAUGGGGAAUUUCACUACGGAUGGCAUUAGGGAUUUGAUAAGGCUGACACUGCGGUGCAUGAGUUUUCCCAGGAUUGCGAGACCGAAAAUGGAAAUGGUUGUGAUUGAGCUCGAAAGGCUUGUCGAAAGAGAGAUGGCAUUAACGACUGUCAUGGGUGAGGGUUCUGCUGCUAUAUUUCUCAAAGGAAGCGAGCUAUUUUCUUGACGAGGAGAAAUUUCUACGCAGCACAGACACUUCAUUUCGACCAACGUUUCUGUUUCGGAAAUGGGACGGAAAUUUAACGUUCGGACACAAAACAUAGUUUUUUCGUGUCCAAGUAUCAUGUUUUUCCAUGCCUAUGCCCGUGUCCGAGCUACCUAGAGAGACAUUGAUUGACUAUGAUUAUUGAUUCAAAUGUAAAGUAUGAAUUUGUAUAAUUUUAUGGCUUAAUCGUCUAAAAUACAUUCACUUUUCCGCUUUU
Mercurialis annua (annual mercury) is the source of this 1704-nucleotide messenger RNA. RefSeq names its product probable serine/threonine-protein kinase PBL22. Lineage: Eukaryota; Viridiplantae; Streptophyta; Magnoliopsida; Malpighiales; Euphorbiaceae. Gene Ontology annotation, biological process: protein phosphorylation. The record is from RefSeq and is a predicted model, not a curated record. The transcript is spliced from 8 exons. Bases 324 to 1448 code for a protein of 374 amino acids. Gene Ontology annotation, molecular function: protein kinase activity; ATP binding.